AGCGUUAUCGUAUGUUAAAAAGGUGUUAUCGUUAGUGGUGCAGUGAUUAAGCUGUUUUAAGAAUACAUGUCCACAAAGUGAAACCUUUACCUCCUUAACCAACAUUUGGUGGACAUAUGUGGGGAUAGCCAUGAUUUCUAUUUGGAUGUCUUGUUUGGUCACUUUCUCGUCGUUACGGCUGUAUACAGUAGCGGACAGAAUACCUGUGUUAGACACUCUAGAGAGAAUUGCCAUCUUUGGGACCGAUGCCUCCACUGACUUGCCGGAAUACCAGUCGGUUGUCGUGCAUCUCUUUAACGGAACGGAACAUUCCGACGUCGACGUCAAGCAAUUCCGGAACCGGCCGCCAACACAGCAGUACCGAGUGUCGUUCGGCAACGAAACGUUCACGAUCAUCUGCAUUUACAGUAGACAAAAAAUCGUUCCAUGUAACUUCAUUGAGUGCCUUUUACACUGAAAUUCCCGACGCCCUUUGAUGCUUUGCAUCAAUACUUAUCUUGAAGGGAGUACAUAUAACAUGUUAUCAAUAACAAGAAUAAAAUGCGAGUUAAUUCA
This is a messenger RNA of Dreissena polymorpha, 555 nucleotides long. RefSeq lists its product as uncharacterized. Bases 131 to 457 code for a protein of 108 amino acids. Lineage: Eukaryota; Metazoa; Mollusca; Bivalvia; Myida; Dreissenidae. The record is from RefSeq and is a predicted model, not a curated record. The transcript is spliced from 3 exons.